Molecule: messenger RNA, 3903 nt
Organism: Electrophorus electricus (electric eel)
Lineage: Eukaryota; Metazoa; Chordata; Actinopteri; Gymnotiformes; Gymnotidae
Gene: gas6
Product: growth arrest-specific 6
Cellular component (GO): extracellular region
Molecular function (GO): calcium ion binding
Source: RefSeq, a predicted model, not a curated record
UGAUAGCAUAGAACAUAGAAUGUUUCCCAUUUUAGCCUUUACAAUUAUGCGUUAUGCCCUUGUGUAAUAUUCAUCUGAGAAACAUUAUAAAAAUAAGGGGAUGACUUAGCUGGUUGAUUGAAAUGUACCAUACGAAGAACGGAAAAUCAUAUAAGCUCAAAGGGAAGAGAUUAAGCAGAGUACAGCAUUUUGUCAUGUACAGAAAAGUGGAAUAUGGCAGAUGAAUGAUGCAGCAUAUCAAGGUGUUAGUGUGUUGCGUGUUGCUGAAAUCGUGGGCCUGACUCAUGCCUAUGGCAAUUCACGUGGCAUUGAUGUGUCUAAACGUUCAUGCCAAGCGUUACCCAGGGGUCUCUCAGCAGAGACUCUAGGAUUCAAGGGUCUGCAUACUAGGACCUGACACAAAAUAUUAGACCUUUGGUCAAAGAACCUGGUUGUGCCUUACUCUGUCUCAUCUCCUACCCUCCCCACCCCAUCACCUCUGGAUUCAUAUCGUUUAAUUAAACAUUUUAAAUAAACCUCAUUAGACCUAUUGCACAAUAAACCUAACACCACUGAUCUAUAUUAUGAAAACUAUUUGUAAUGUGUUAUAUCGGAACCCGCACCGACUAUGGAAAUUCUUGAGUCAUCUUGUCUAAUAAAUCUAAAGAUAAAACCUCAUUAACACAGAGAUAGAGUGAUGGGCUUGGAUAUUUCUAUGUUAUUCAUAAUAACUUGGCUCAUUAACGUGAAGCUUCCAGAGUACUGCAGCAAUAACCGGACCGUGAGCUGGCGCUCACUGUUUUGCAGGGGAAAUUUCUGCAUUGGGAACUCCCUGUCGUCCGCGCUGCAGUUUUAACUUUCCACCAGUAAAAAUCGUCGAAUCUGCUGUUCGUGUUUUGGGGCAGGAGAGACGUGAUGAGGGCAAACUAAGCCGAGAGAGCGGAGAGUGCCGAGCUCUGUCUGUGCCGUAGCGCUGGUGGUGUUGAGUGGCUGUGGUAUGUGGCUGGGUCUGAAUGUAGCGGUGUAGGAGACUCCCCCGCUGCGGAGGGAAAGCUUGCGCUGCGCGGUCGGUCGCUACGUCUGAGCCACAGAGGGUGAACUUUGCCGAGCUUGACGCAGAACCAAACAUGCCACUCGCCUCGGGUUCCUUGUUGAUCCUCAUGUGCGUCGCCUGCUCGUCGGGGUUGUCCUUGUCGCCUGAGGAAGCUAACCAGUUUUUAAGAAGAAACAGAAGAGCGUACCAGGUUUUUGAAGAAACGAAACAAGGGCAUUUGGAGAGAGAAUGCGUAGAAGAGAUAUGCACCAAAGAGGAGGCAAGAGAAGUGUUUGAAAAUGACCCUGAAACGGAUUACUUCUAUCCCAAGUAUUUGGUCUGUGUGGAGAAGUUUGGAAGUGCAGGCAAGAAGAAGGAAGACCUGGUCACCUGUGUCCACAACAUUCCAGACCAGUGUUCACCCAAUCCGUGCCAUCACCUGGGGACGGUGCGCUGUGAGGACAAAAAGGGCGAAUUCCACUGCCACUGUUUCACAGGAUUUGCUGGCAACACAUGCGAGAACGAUGUAAAUGAGUGCAGUAAUAAAAAUGGAGGGUGUGAUCAUGAGUGCAGAAACACGAUGGGAAGUUACCACUGCUCAUGUCACGAUGGUUUUACACUGUCCGGUCACCACAGGUGCCUAGAUUUUGAUGAAUGUACAGAUAUUCCUGACAUAUGUGGUACAGCACAGUGCAGGAACACAGUCGGGAGCUACGAGUGCCUUUGUGACUUGGGCUACGUCUAUGACAACAAGACCAAAGCCUGCCUAGAUGUGGAUGAGUGUGAGUUAGGCGUGUGCAUGGAGGAGUGUGUUAACACGCCUGGGAGUUUCCACUGCUUCUGCGAUGGCCGGCAGGGCAAGAAGCUCGGGCAAAACUUGAGCAGCUGUGAGCCCAUAGAGACUUGUUUUCCACUUGACAUGAGGAGGAACUCUCGCUCCCUGUACCUGGGCCGCAUGUUCAGUGGGACACCUGUGGUCAAGCUGCGAUUCCGCCGCCGGGUUCACACUGGCUUCACGGCAGACUUUGACCUGAGGACGUACGACUCGGAAGGAGUCGUUUUCUUCGCGGGUGGUCACUUGAACAGCUCCUGGAUCGUGCUGGCCGUCCGCCAAGGAAAGCUGGAGCUGCAGCUGAAAUACGGAGCCGUGAGCCGCGUUACCAGCAGCGGACCACUGGUUAGUGACGGACAGUGGCAUAAGAUCUCAGUGGAGGAGCAGGCACGGAGCCUGGUGAUAAAGAUCGACAGGGAGGCGGUAAUGAAGAUUGCGGUAAAUGGAGAUCUGUUUACUCUGAAGAAAGGCAUGCAUGAGCUCAACCUAACCGUGGGUGGGGCCCCCUUCAGAGAGGACGGACUGGUUAAUAAGUUGAACCCACGUCUAGACAGCUGCAUGCGUGAUUGGCACUGGCUGAGUGGCGAGGACAUGUCCAUCCAGGAGACCAUCCGCUCCAACACACGCAUGCAGUGCUACUCUAGCGAGGAGCGCGGCUCCUUCUACCCGGGUCAAGGGUUCGCCUACUUCAACCACAGCCAUGGGGCAGGCUACACGCAGGCUCUCAGAGUACAGUUGAGUCUACGGCCCGCCUCUAGCACGGGAGUUCUGUUUGCACUCGUCCGCCAGGACACCGUCCCUUUCUCUAUCUCCCUUUCUGACUAUCACACUGGGAGGAACGAACGGGCAGAGUACGUGCUGGUGUCUUUCGGUGACGUGAUUGUGGCCAGCGCCACCAUGCCCCUGUGCGACUCGAAGGUGCAUAUGGUGAGAGUGAGCGUAUCUGGCAACAGCACAGUGCUUGAGGUGGAUGGGCAGCCAGCUCUCUCUGAAACUCUGGAGCACCUGGAGCCUCUGGACCUCUCAUCCUCAUACAGCACCUUUAUCGGAGGCAUACCGGAUGUUUCUCUGGUGUCCACGCCGGUCUCAGCUUUCUACACAGGCUGCAUGGACGUUAUGGUUAAUGGCCGCCUGUUAGACCUGGACGAGGCCCAGCACAAGCACAACGACAUCCGCUCUCACGCCUGCCCUCUAGUGAACCCCCCAGCGUAAGAGGACCAAGACCAGUUUGAGGCCACAGCAGAUGCAAAGGCCUCGUUUCUUGAACCUAGCUUAAGCUGACCGCUGGAACCAAAAUGCCUUUGAAAGAAGACCUUUGAGUCAGAGUGAAUUUUAGUUCAAGAUUAAGCUUAAUCUGGGUCUUUAGGGCUGUCACUACAACGCCUUACAGAGCCCCCAUCCUCUCCACUAGAACAGUGCCCUAGUUACAGCAACACUUACACUUACCUUUCCAUAUACGAGUUCUGUUUUGUCAAAUCGCCUCUGGUAUUCUGCAUAGCCACGACCAUUCUGCAUUCUCAUUCUGCAGCACUGCCCCCCCCCCCAAAUUACAAUAGUCCCCCCUCCAACAGCAAACGUAUACACAAUCACAAACACUGUAACUGGUGUAUUUAUAUUAGACUCACAGACACAGGAAAUGUAUACUUGCAUUAUAGACCCGAAAAAGCACUGCGCCCCACACACGCAAGCUACUGAGAAGAGAGUGCGCUGUAACAUACUGUAUAUGUAAAUAUGAGUGUAUAUUGCUUUUUUUUAGGCAAAAGCAAAAGAUCAAGACAUCCAAGUACUUUAAGUUCUAGAAUGAAAAGGUCUUUAGUCACCAAAGGCCUAGUAGGUGCUCCAUGUCAGCGUCAUUUUGAUUUUGAGUUCUGUCCCUCAUUUGUUUAUUUGUUGUUUUUAAUCUUCUGUAUUAUAUAUGAAGUCUGUUGUUUUGCUGUCUCUCUCUGCUGUGGGCUCCUGGUGUGUUCAGCUCAUGGGGAGAUCUUUAGUCUUCGCCGCCUAACUGGAGACUUGAGUGCUUUUUGGGGGAUAAAUAAAAAUAAAGGAGGUUGUAAUAAUA